AGUGAGUCAUGCGCGGUGGCAGUCUCUGCCCGAGCCGUUCACCUGUGUCCUCAGAGGGUUCCGCAGCGCCCGGCAGCACAGUGGGAUCCCAAAACAAAGGCGGUGGGCUCCCGGAGCCGGCACCGCCGGUUCAGUCCUCCGACCCCGGCUCCGUGGUGGUCCCAGAGCGCGAGGAUAUGCCGGAGGAGUUUGUGGUGACGGCGCUGCUGGCGCCCUCACGCCUCUCGCUGAAGCUGCUGCGCGCCUUGGUGAUGAGCCUGGUGUAUCUGGCUGCCUUGGUGGCCGCCGUUGUCUACAGCUGCAUCGCGCUCACCACCGUGCUGUGCCGCCCCCGCCGGGGCUGCUGCGGCCGCCAGCGGUUGUCAGCGCCAGACUGCCUGAGAGACCCUACACUGGGCGAGCACUGCUUUCUGACCCUUAGGAGUUCGGGCCUACGUCUGCACUAUGUCUCUGCUGGUCGCGGCAACGGGCCCCUCAUGCUAUUUCUGCAUGGCUUCCCAGAGAACUGGUUCUCCUGGCGCUACCAGCUGCGGGAGUUCCAGAGCCGUUUCCAUGUGGUCGCUGUGGACCUGCGUGGUUAUGGCCCCUCAGAUGCUCCAAAGGAUGUGGACUGUUACACCGUUGACCUGCUGUUGGCUGAUAUCAAGGACGUCAUUCUAGGCCUGGGGUACUCCAAGUCCAUCCUUGUGAGCCAUGACUGGGGGGCUGUCCUUGCCUGGAAUUUCUCCAUCUACUUCCCGUCCCUAGUGGAGCGGAUGGUCGUGGUCAGCGGACCUCCUAUGUCGGUGUUCCAAGAAUACUCAACCCGCCACAUCGGCCAGUUAUUCCGAUCAAACUACAUGUUCCUGUUCCAGCUUCCCUGGCUGCCAGAGACGCUCUUGUCUUUGUCGGACUUCCAGAUCCUGAAAGCCGUGCUCACCCACCACAAGACGGGCAUCCCACGUCUGACCCCUUGUGAACUUGAAGCUUUCCUGUAUCACUUCUCGCAACCUGGAGGCCUCACGGGGCCCAUCAACUACUAUCGAAACCUCUUCAGGAACUUCCCGCUGGAGCCCCAAGAACUGUCCACACCCACGCUGCUGCUGUGGGGGGAGAAAGACCACACCUUACAGCAGGGGCUUGUAGGAGCCAUUGGGAGUCAUUUUGUGCCGGGUCGGCUGGAAAGCCACAUCCUGCCAGGCAGUGGGCACUGGAUUCCACAGACUCAUCCUCAGGAGAUGCAUCAGUACAUGUGGGCCUUCUUGCAAGACCUACUGGACUAGUGGCCCCUUGCUCGCCAGCCAACAGGUACAUAAUGUGCAGGAGCACACACCUUCCGUCCUUGUGGACCUGAGAGUCCGUGCAGUGUGUGCACACAGGAUGGACUCCCAGCUCACCCACAGCACAUGACCCCGCUGUUGCACACAAAAGCACCUGUGGGUGCCCUGCCCCACACAUAGCAUGGCUGUUUGACUCUGGUAGCCAAGAAUGCUUCUCCCUUGUGGAGUUAGAAGAUGAGACUGUCUUACCUCUCUUUUCCAAAGCGCCCCUGCCCCAGUGGCUAUAUAAACCACAAAUUCUAACCUU
This is a messenger RNA of Peromyscus leucopus (white-footed mouse), 1566 nucleotides long. It is a transcript of the gene Ephx3, whose product is annotated as epoxide hydrolase 3. The transcript is spliced from 7 exons. NCBI's taxonomy places the organism in Eukaryota, Metazoa, Chordata, Mammalia, Rodentia, Cricetidae. The record is from RefSeq and is a predicted model, not a curated record. Gene Ontology annotation, molecular function: hydrolase activity. Gene Ontology annotation, cellular component: intracellular membrane-bounded organelle. The coding region runs from base 9 to 1262 and encodes 417 amino acids.